AAUUUGGGGACAGGAAGUGGCUGACCCUGGAAGAGGAAGCCGCUGCCCCCGUGGGGAGAACCGCGAGUGCGCCGCUUUUAAGAUGGCGGCGGUCCCCACGAGGAAGCGUCCCCACCAGGAGGGAGACUCUGCUGACGGAGGGGCCUUUGAUCCCCGCCGCGCCGGGAAGAGGCGGCUGGUGGUGAUCCUGGAGGGGGCGUCGCUGGAGAGCGUGAAGGUUGGGAAAACAUAUGAAUUGCUGAAUUGUGACAAGCAUAAAUCUUUGCUUCUGAGGAAUGGCAGAGACCCUGGAGGAGUUCGACCAGACAUCACCCACCAGAGCCUCUUGAUGCUCAUGGAUAGUCCUUUGAACCGAGCUGGCCUUCUCCAGGUAUACAUCCAUACAGAAAAGAAUGUUCUUAUUGAAGUCAACCCACAGACAAGAAUUCCUCGCACUUUUGAUCGUUUCUGUGGCCUCAUGGUUCAGCUACUGCAUAAGUUUAGUGUCAGAGCUGCUGAUGGCCCUCAAAAGCUGUUAAAGGUAAUUAAGAAUCCAGUGACAGAUCACCUCCCUGUGGGCUGUGCAAAGAUAGGCACCUCUUUCUCAGCCCCCCAUGUGACAGACAUGCGUGACCUAGUCCCUACUGCAGACCCUAUAGCCAUAAUUGUGGGAGCUUUUGCCCAUGGCUCGCUUAAUGUUGACUACACAGAAAAGACCAUCUCUAUCAGCAACUAUCCACUCUCUGCUGCUUUGACUUGUGCUAAAAUCACCACAGCUUUUGAAGAAAUUUGGGGAAUAGUAUGAACCUACUGUUGUGUUAAUAGAUUCACAGAAUAUGGUAUUUUGGUCUAAUAGGGCAAUAUGUAUAUUGCAAAUGUUAUGUACUGCAUCCCUUAUUUAUGAGAAAUUCACCCUUAAUUACUUUUUUGUGGUAAAUAAAGAAUUUUUGUAUAUAGCA
Molecule: messenger RNA, 938 nt
Organism: Candoia aspera
Lineage: Eukaryota; Metazoa; Chordata; Lepidosauria; Squamata; Candoiidae
Gene: EMG1
Product: EMG1 N1-specific pseudouridine methyltransferase
Exons: 6
Coding region: 83-784 (233 amino acids)
Biological process (GO): rRNA base methylation
Cellular component (GO): small-subunit processome; nucleolus
Molecular function (GO): rRNA binding; rRNA (pseudouridine) methyltransferase activity
Source: RefSeq, a predicted model, not a curated record